CCUCCGCCCCCGCCGGCCCCGCCCCCUCCAGGGCCUCCAGGGGCCUGCCCACGGCGAAGAGCCCCGCCAGGGCCGAGGCCAAGGCCUGCCGACACGGGAACGGAGACUAUGCGCAUUGCUAGCGCCAGCAUCCUUAUUGCGGUGCUCUGCCUGGCCGCCGAGGUUCGCGCGUUUGAGAGAGAGGGCAACGUGAGGCAUUACCGGCACGCCGCUCGCAGCAGGCAGGACGAAUUCUCGCCCGCCCGAAUGCAGAAGAUGCUGCGUCUCGAGGGGGGCGCGGAGGGCCGCCCCGUAGACUGCUGCCCGGCCGUCAUGGAGGUGAUAGAGCCCCGGAAAGGCAUCAACCAGGACGGCCUGCUCGUCGACCUGUACGUCGGCAACAACCCCAACAACGAGACGCAGCGCUUCUUCGAGUACUCGUGCCGGCCCGACGUGCUGAACCGGCCGUGCCGCUUCGUGGCCAGCAAGCUGCGCAACCAGUCGCACUGCGCGCAGAAGCACGGCUACCAGUACGCCAUCGUGCGGCAUGACGCCGCACACGACGCGCACCGCGACGCGCAGGGCGCACCGGGCGCGCACCACCCCAACGGGCUGUUCCCGGGUGGCUCGGCCGGCUGGAAGCUGGACUACAUUCGGCUGCGCUCGGGCUGCAGCUGCGAGGUGGUGCCCAAGAAGAACGACCGCAAGAAGGCGUCCGGCGCGGGCCGCGGCCGCUACAAGGGCCACGACGACAGCCGGGAGCUGUCGUCGCCGUCGUCGAUGAACCUCGGCCUCGGCGCGCGGGUCAACCUGGACCACCUGGACCACCUGGACCACCUGGACGACGAGGACAACACCUGAGUCGGCCGAGGGGCGCGUUGAGUCCUUCCGCUGCGAGCCGCCAGGCUGGAACUGCUGCUCGAAGCGCUGCUUGUAGUGCUUGUAGGCGACGCGGUUCCAGUGGUCCCAGUCAGGCCCCGGGGUGCGCCAGUGCCGCCGCGAGUGUGCGCGUGUGCCAGUCGGCGCGGCUUGCCGAGCUUCGCCAGCCCCAGCUCCGCGCUCCGCCAAGCGAGCUUCAUUCGCGUAGAAUCACAGAAAACGCGCGGUCACGCAGAGCACUGCACUAGUAGUGUCUUGACGGGGCAGGCCCCGCCUAGGCCGCGUGGCCCCCUCGGCACUGUAGAAGCUGCUGUUAUCGCCGCUUGUAGCCGCCACGGUGGCGGAGCGGAGGGCGCGUCAACCAUUGUGGACAUUCCCUCGACGCCGCCCCGCCACGCCCCGCCUCGCGCUCGAGCGGGCAGUGCCGCAGUUUGGCAGGAGAGACAUUUGGAGACGCGACUCCGACGCGCGCGUCGUUCUCAUCAGGCUAGUCAGGCAUAAAUUUCAAACAUUCGUUUUUACUUAAUGGGUGGCUGAAAAAUACGAAUACGUCAGUUGCUGAGACAAACGGCGGUAGUUAUUAUUUUUCCUUUCCUGUUUUAAGUGCAAUUUUUGCUACCAAUAGCAAAGGAAUACCUUUAAAGUCAUGAUAGUCAUUACCUGGCAGAUCCUAUCCAAAAUCAUUGUAAAGCCUCUGGCUGAUAAAAUAUAAAUGAAUUGAAAAUUGCAUAUUUUUAGGAAAUUUUGCUCCCUACUUGGUGCCCAUUCUAUGUCAUUAUAGGUAUUCUUUGUAUUUUAUUAUUAAAAAAAUUCUGUGCCAUAUUUAUUCUUGCGAUGAAUCUAUUCCAUUUAGGUGCCGCUUAGAUCUUGAAUGCGGCUGAACUUUCAAAGUUCCUUUUAUUAUAUAAAUGUUAUGCAGAUAAGUGUCCCUCACUUUUAACCUGAAAACUUAAAAUUUUAAAUGUGAAUGAUUUUAAAAUGAAAGAUAGUAUUUGUUCAUUGUGGAUCUCGUUACUAAUGACAGUUUAUUAGUCAUUUACCUCAGAAAAAUGAAAUGAUAGCUUUCAGUAAGCGAUUACAUUAAAAUCAAUAAAUGUAAGCAGCCUAAGGGUGUACUAGUUCAUGAACGAUGCAGCAGUUUGCUUGUGAUAAAUUAAAAGCUGGGGACACUCUUAGAAUGCUUGAUUUAUCUUAGUCUGGUGAUCUUCAGAAAAUAUAAUGUACUCAUGCCUGUAGAACUAUUUCAAAUUUGAGUCAUAUGAGUCAUCCAGCAUCAACAAUGGAUCAUUUGAAAUUAAAUUCUAGUUGCUUUCUUUGGUCUUAGAUCAAAAGUUUUUAUCUCUUUUGUGUAGAUUUUUCUUCUAUGAUUUUUUUUUUAAAAAAAGAUGAAACUAAAUUGCAUUCAUAUUUUUCCAAACCAACUUUUUGGUAAGGGAGUUUUCAGCCAGCAAAUUUUUAAAACUAUUCGCUGGGUCUUGCAUUAUUUCUGAAGUGUAAUACUGUUAAGGCCAUUUACUGUAAAAAGCUGUUAGUCAUGCCAUUGAAAGGCUCGAGGAAGAAGCAUUUACAGGGGGUGCAAACGUGUUUCUGUGUACCAAGUAACAUAUUUCUUGGGUGUUGUAGGAGUCACACAGGAAGAAACAUUUGACUGAUGUUUGUGUGGCUACAUAAAACUGGUAAAAAUGUGAAGAGCAGAUGUGAGAGGUAACCGAAGUGCCUCUUUGAAAAUGUGAACCAAAAAGUAAAUGUCUCAGGAAUACCAUGAAUAGUUCUUUGUAUGUCCCCCGUACUUACCACAAAUCUGUGCAAAUUUUGGUCUGUUCUUGUUGUUUUUUGUUUUUUUUAGGAUUAUUUAAUUAUUAAAUUGCAUAUAUAUUUAAAUAUAUUUAUUGGCUUUUGUAACUGCGAAGAAAAAAUUAAGAAUGCUUUAUUAAACAUCCACUUGAUGUGGUUUAUUUUCAAGAAAGAGGCAUGUAAUUUUUUAAAAUUUUGGCGUUUUGUUGGAUAAGAUUUGGUGCACCAACUAGUUUGCUGCAUGUGUCAUGUAAUGAGUCACCCAGUGACAGUGAGCAUUUGGUGAAAAUGUUACAGUUGCUCACUGUUGCCCCCAACCUGAACAACGUGUACAUAGCCUCCAUACAUCUGACAGUGACAAUAAACCAUUUGUAAAUAGAUAAA
Thrips palmi is the source of this 3036-nucleotide messenger RNA. RefSeq lists its product as uncharacterized. The transcript has 3 exons. NCBI's taxonomy places the organism in Eukaryota, Metazoa, Arthropoda, Insecta, Thysanoptera, Thripidae. The coding region runs from base 109 to 840 and encodes 243 amino acids. The record is from RefSeq and is a predicted model, not a curated record.